AUGCAUAAAUGUGGCUCUCCUGUGUCCUCGCAGCCGAAGGGGAAGAAGGCUAAGGGUAAGAAGGUGGCACCUGCCCCUUCCGUGGCCAAGAAACAGGAGGCCAAGAAAGUGGUGAAUCCCCUGUUCGAGAAGCGGCCCAAGAACUUUGGCAUCGGUCAGGAUAUCCAGCCCAAGCGGGACCUCACGCGCUUCGUGAAAUGGCCUCGCUACAUCAGGCUGCAGCGUCAGCGGUCCAUCUUGUACAAGCGUCUGAAGGUGCCACCCGCGAUCAACCAGUUCACCCAGGCUUUGGACCGCCAGACGGCCACCCAGCUCUUCAAGCUGGCCCACAAAUACAGGCCUGAGACCAAGCAGGAGAAGAAGCAGAGGCUGCUGGCAAGGGCUGAGCAGAAGGCUGCAGGCAAAGGAGACACCCCAACCAAGAGGCCCCCAGUUCUCAGAGCAGGUGUGAACACGGUCACAACUCUGGUGGAAAGCAAGAAGGCCCAGCUGGUUGUCAUUGCUCAUGAUGUGGAUCCUAUUGAGCUGGUGGUGUUCCUUCCUGCGCUGUGCCGGAAGAUGGGCGUCCCAUACUGCAUCGUCAAGGGCAAAGCCAGACUGGGUCGGCUGGUGCACAGGAAGACCUGCACCUGCAUUGCCUUCACACAGAUCAACCCUGAGGACAAGGGUGCCCUGGCUAAGCUGGUGGAAGCUGUCAAGACUAACUACAAUGACAGAUAUGAGGAGAUCCGCCGUCACUGGGGAGGCGGUAUCAUGGGCCCCAAGUCCACCGCUCGCAUCGCCAAGCUUGAGAAGGCUAAAGCCAAGGAACUGGCCACCAAGCUUGGUUAAAUACACAAUGCUUGAGGUUCCCUGUUGUGUAUAUAAAAUAAAACUCUGGAAAAAAAA
This is a messenger RNA of Lepisosteus oculatus (spotted gar), 888 nucleotides long. It is a transcript of the gene rpl7a, whose product is annotated as ribosomal protein L7a. Gene Ontology annotation, biological process: ribosome biogenesis; maturation of LSU-rRNA. Lineage: Eukaryota; Metazoa; Chordata; Actinopteri; Semionotiformes; Lepisosteidae. Gene Ontology annotation, molecular function: RNA binding. The record is from RefSeq and is a predicted model, not a curated record. Gene Ontology annotation, cellular component: cytosolic large ribosomal subunit.